This is a messenger RNA of Phytophthora nicotianae INRA-310, 264 nucleotides long. RefSeq lists its product as hypothetical. Bases 1 to 264 code for a protein of 87 amino acids. NCBI's taxonomy places the organism in Eukaryota, Oomycota, Peronosporomycetes, Peronosporales, Peronosporaceae. The record is from RefSeq and is a predicted model, not a curated record. The transcript has 3 exons.
AUGCCUUCAAAGGUUAUUGUCAACAUUGAUGAGACGGGUGUCUAUUUUGACACACCGCCGACCAGAAUUCUGUGCGAGCGUGGAGCACCUUCAAAUAUUACCACGUCCCAAAAGCACUCUGCCCAACUAAGAGCUGUCGUGUUUCCAGGGAGACAAUUACCGCAUUUAUUUAUCGUCAGAGGUGAGCGAGAUGACACAAUUGCAUUAGAGGAAGUGCCUACUUACCCCAAAGUAAUGUUUGGUCUACGUAUCUACGUACCGUAA